Drechmeria coniospora is the source of this 1608-nucleotide messenger RNA. RefSeq lists its product as uncharacterized. The coding region runs from base 1 to 1608 and encodes 535 amino acids. The transcript is spliced from 2 exons. The record is from RefSeq and is a predicted model, not a curated record. Lineage: Eukaryota; Fungi; Ascomycota; Sordariomycetes; Hypocreales; Ophiocordycipitaceae.
AUGUCUUCCGUCUCAAGCCCGGCCUCGGUCAUGACGCCCGACUCGGAUGCCGGCAGCUUGAGGGGUUCCUCGCCGUCGGUCGAGGGCCACGACUGCCGGGCCAUGGUUCGUCGUCUCCUAUCCCGCUACAGCAGGAACGAGAUUGACCAGCUUCUCCGAGAGGAGGGAGGCAAGCCUUCUCCGUCCGCCCGGGCACCUGCGAGACGAAACGCUGACGGCCGCCGGCCGUCUGACCGGGAAGCAACCGUGGCGAGGCACGUCGGACCGGUCCCGAACUCGUCUUCGCCCGCGAGGCAACCGUCCGCCGCCAAAGGCUCAUCCUCGUCCGAGGAGCCGGCGGCCGAAAGUCCGACGCAGGCCAAAUCCGCCGUCGCCAGGCCGGGCGGCCGCGCACCGCCGUACAAGCAGGACUACCUCUGCGGCUUUUGCUCCGAGAUUGGCAUCAACAAGACGUGCACGCGACGAAACGACCUGCGUCGCCACAUUGAUCAGUUCCACAACACCAACGCCCAAUGGCUAUGCCAGCACCGCGGCUGCCACAUGACGUUUGACUGGCAGACGGCCUAUCAGAUCCACCUCCGGAACGAGCACGGCGGCUCGCAGAUGCGCAUGGAGGAGGCCAAGGUCCUCCUGUGUCCCCAAACCGUCUUCGCCUGCGGCUACGAGGGCUGCUUCCACCUGCUCGAGGCGCCGACCGAUGCCGAAGCUCCGUCGACCUGGAAGACCUACACGACCCAUCUCACCAGGCACUGCGAGGAGGGCCGGGCGACGAGACGGUGGUCCUACAGCCACAGGAUGCGCAACCUGCUGAGGCAGCACCGCUUCGCGCCCGCCUGGGACGCCACCGUCUCCAAGACCGACCAGAGCCGGCUGCGGUGGGAUCCGGUCGCGAGCCGCACGCUGCGCAAGCUUCUCGAAACGAGACAUUGGGGUACGCUGUCGAGCCUGAUCAACUGCGUCGUCGUCAUGGGAUCCGCCCGAGACAAGGCCGCCCAGGCCGAGGCCAUGCUGCCUCUGCACCUGCCCAUCAAGAAGGUGUGCCCCGCGGCCGCCAUCAAGCACGAGAUGCCGAGCGCCUCUCGCGCGGAGCAACAACCGCCCCAGGACGGCUCGGGGCUCGACCCCCCCCCGUGUGGCUUGACCGACGACAGCUUCGCGCCGUACCCGAGAGCGGCACCGCUGCCUCCCUCGCAUCUCUCCAACCCGCUAGCCUUUCAGCCGGCCCUGUCCAUGCCGGCAAGGUACGCGAGCUUUGACGGCCACGGAAGUGUCUCGCCGACGACUCCGCCGCAAGCCAUGUUCACCAUGCCGGCACCAGAGUUGUACCAGCCCGCCGGACAGGUGUCGCAGGUGUCCCAGAUGCACCGAGGGUACCUGACCGCCGCGUAUGCCGUGUCGCCGAUGAACGACGCCGGCGGCGUACUGAUGGCCGAUGGGUGCGACGCGUCUGCCGUCCCUCGUCGCCAGCCGAGCAGCUGGACCGACGUGUACGGGUCAGGCGGAGGACUCCAGAGCCCAACGCUCACGGAUGGGUGCUACGGCGUCGGCCGCUCCCUGAGUCCCGUCGAACGAGACGGCGUCGGGACGUACAUGCCGACGCACUCCUGA